CCAUGUCAAAUUUGGAAUUCAACGAUCUUGAGAUUGGUAUAUCUCAGUUAUAAUCAUGCCAGGCUCAUCCCUCUGGCUCCUCCCACCCUCCUCCCACCCCCUCAACCUCCUCCUAACCUCCCUCAUCUCCAAAACAAACGCGCGCUUCAACUCUCCCUACACAUUCCUUCCCCACGUGACCCUGACCUCCGACAUCCCCUCCUCAGCCUACAGCUCUGACCCACAAGCAUGGCUGGACGAGCUGGCGAAGAACUUCCCGCCCGCUGCAGACGUCUCCGUGCAGUUCGAGAAGCUAGAGGUUGGCAGUAUCUUCGUUAAGAAGAUUACUGUACGCGUACGCAAGGACGGAGUGAGGGGGUUAGCGGAGACGGCACGGGGGGUGGUUGAAGCGGGAGAUGGGGAGGCGGAGAAGUGGGCAGAGGAGGCUUAUUUGCCGCAUCUGAGCUUGCUUUACUCGGCGAUCGAGGUCUCGGAUGAUGAGUUGAGGGAGAUGGAACGAGUAGUUGAGGAUGCAGGGGUAGAUUUGGAAGGGAAGGGAGAGAUGGGUGGGUGGGUUGGAGGACGAGUCGUAUUGGUGGAGACGGACAAGAAGAUUGAGGAGUGGGAGCCUAUUGCUGUGAAGGAUUUCUAGAAAUCAAGAUUACUGUGCACGGAAGAUGGCAUGGAAAGGGAGGGUAUAGGCAACUAAUUAACUAGCAGACGCAAACACAAGCUUUGGCACAGGAUAUUGUAUGUAAGUAUAUGCAUUUUUUUUUAUCAUUUGUAUCUCAUGCUACGUCGUGAACUUUUGUACUCGGUAUGUGAGUACUGAAUUGAUAUCGCUAAAGUAGUUAUCAAAACCGC
Mytilinidion resinicola is the source of this 843-nucleotide messenger RNA. RefSeq names its product 2, 3 cyclic phosphodiesterase. Bases 56 to 631 code for a protein of 191 amino acids. Lineage: Eukaryota; Fungi; Ascomycota; Dothideomycetes; Mytilinidiales; Mytilinidiaceae. Gene Ontology annotation, biological process: cyclic nucleotide metabolic process. The record is from RefSeq and is a predicted model, not a curated record. The transcript is spliced from 2 exons. Gene Ontology annotation, molecular function: 2',3'-cyclic-nucleotide 3'-phosphodiesterase activity.